GUAGAAAAAGUUUUCACUGUGAGCCGCCAUUUUGGUUUGACUACUACUCGGCGCAAAAUAUUUUUGUCGCCGAAUAAUAUGCCUUUGUGUUAAUAUGGACGGCUUAUUUUACGACACCGGUGUAGCAGGAAGCAUUUCCUGUAUAUAUAAGUAUAGAGAAUGUGAAAAAGUAUAAGGAUGUUGUUGUGUUUGGCGCGGGAAGUGUGGAGACAGCGGUCAGUGAAGCUGCAGAGCUCAGUUGUGAAAUCCCACCAAGGAGAUGUCUGCCUCGCAAAGUUACAAUUUUCCCGGCGAUCCGUGGCUUAUGGCCACUUAGAGUGCGGUGAUAGUGUUAUCGAGUAGUAAUGAUGCAAUGUGAGUGGCGCGGGGACGCUGGAAGCUCAGGGUUGAGUGUAAAAGUGGUGUGUAGUGUUGGUUGUGUGUUGAGCGCGGUGUAAACAAGGACGCCAUGGCUGAGCAGCAGCUGGGCAGUGAGCCCCCUAACAAGCGGGCCAAGAUGGACGCCUUCCCCACAUCUGACCCCACCGAUGACUUUGCUGCAAUGCUGGAGAAUGCUCUGCCAGAUGACCUGAUGUGGUCAGGUGACUCUCAGGGUGGUGGUGGCGGUGGCGGGGGAGGUGUCAAUGGUAUGAUGGAAGGUGGUGGUGGCGGUGGUGGGGGUGGUCCUGGAGACCGCCCUCAACAACUGACUCAUCUCCUCCAAACCAAGACGCCACCCCAUUCCAUGGCUGGAAAUAAUGCAAUGACAACUGGGCCCCACAGUAUGCCCAACCAAAGCAAUAUGAUAGUAAAUGCAUUGACAAAUUCCAAAAGCCCACAUGGUGGACCAAUGCAGUCACCUCAAAAUUCAAAUCUAGGUAUGAGUGGUGUUCCAACAUCUAGCCAACAACUAACUAUGAGUGACUCCGUUAAUAAUUUGAACACUAUGCCUAAUAGUAUAGCUAAUUCAAUGGCUGCCAAUGUGACGGGAACCAUGUCAAUUUCUAUGGCCUCUAGUGGUGCAGUAUCUUCCAUGAGCCUUGUUAACACCAACACCUCAAUGGGCCUAAGUAGUAUGGCAAACAGCGCAGGCAUGGCUGGUGGCAUGAAUACUGUAUCCAAUAUAAACACUAUGAAUACAAUUAAUUCUAUAAACAAGUCACAGUGUGUGGUAACGACAAUGAACAUGAGUGGUCCCAUGGCAUCACAAAUGAAUGAUGGGAUGCCAAACGGUCCAUUGCCGGGACUAAACAGACCCAUGGUUCCGCCGAAUCUCCGAGGGCAGUCGCCACAGCCCAUGGGUGCUGUGCCUCAGGGAAUGGCACCACGACAUCCAGGCAUGGGUCCAGGACACUUGGGCCAAGAUUACAGGUAAGAUAACUUACAUACACUUAAUCAUGCAUAAAUAAUCUAGAAACUUAAUCACCUGAAAAAUAAUUUAUACCAUGAUUACAUGAUUGAGGGAACUUAAUUUGAAGUAAUUCUGAAUUCUCUUUGACCAACACAGCUCAGUUUGUUUUCAAG
Molecule: messenger RNA, 1503 nt
Organism: Cherax quadricarinatus
Lineage: Eukaryota; Metazoa; Arthropoda; Malacostraca; Decapoda; Parastacidae
Source: RefSeq, a predicted model, not a curated record